Perkinsus marinus ATCC 50983 is the source of this 3446-nucleotide messenger RNA. RefSeq lists its product as hypothetical. The transcript has 23 exons. The record is from RefSeq and is a predicted model, not a curated record. Lineage: Eukaryota; Perkinsozoa; Perkinsida; Perkinsidae. Bases 1 to 3378 code for a protein of 1125 amino acids. Gene Ontology annotation, biological process: transcription by RNA polymerase III. Gene Ontology annotation, molecular function: protein binding. Gene Ontology annotation, cellular component: transcription factor TFIIIC complex.
AUGACCCCACCCGAGGGUAUGGACUUGGAUACUCUCUAUCAUGGCAACCCUGAACUUAACCUACAAGAUUUCAUACCAUUAGCAGAGAAAGCUGAGGAAGCUGAGGAGAGGAUAAUGAGCGGUAUGAGAAAGCAAAAGCGUGGAGGGCGAAAGGCUGCAGCUCAUGCGGGAUCGGAUGUGGAGAUGGGAGGUGAUGGUAUACCAGGGAUAGGGGGGAGUGAUGGUGAUAUGUCUUCUUGGAUGACGGAUGGUGAUGAUGAAGAUGAAGAGGAAGAGGGCGGCGAUGCUGAUUCAAGUGGUCUAUCAUCAUAUGACUCAUCUGACCUCGAUGACCUACUCAUGAGCAAUAAUGCAAGCCAAUUCCUCAAGAGUAAGGCUAGGCAUAGAAGGAGACGACGGAAGAAGUUGAGGGAGAGGAGAGCUAAAGGUCUCAAGCCUAAGAAACACAAGCGCCCAACAGUUGCUUCCGGUCCAUCGAAGAAGGUGAGUCCAGAGGUGAGGGAGAUGCUUGGUAAGGCUAACAAUGCCUUCCUUAAGCGGGAUUAUGAUGCUGCUAUUGAUGAUCUUAAGGAAGCAAUCCGCCUAGGGCCCGGAGUUCCUGAUCCAUUCCUAACACUAGGUCUAAUAUACGAGGAGAUGGGGGAUGCUAAGAAGGCUCUAGAGGUGCUCUUGGUGGCUGCACAUUUGACUCCAGGAGAUACUCAGCUUUGGAAGAGACUAGCUGAGAGGUCAAGGGAUGAGUUAGGGAACUACACUCAGGCCGCAUACUGCUUCCAUAGAUGUUGGAGAUCAAUGCCGGAAGACGGUACUGAUGAGGCUAAAUCAGUGCUAUGGGACAUGGCUGAUUGCUUUAUGAAGAUAAAGCGCUAUGCGAGGGCAGCACGUUAUCUACAAAUGUUGUUUGAAAUGCAUCCUGGCGACCUCGUCAUCGGGCGUAUGUUGUCCAAGGCCCUGUACCUCCAAGCAGACAAGCCAGCCACUGCUCGUGUAUUGGAGGUAUGCCUAGGUGUGGAUAGUGAUAGUAGCAGCAGCACCAGUGCUGACCAUCCCUCGCCAUCUCCACGGGAUGCUGAUCUUAUGAACAUGCUCUGUGAAGUGUACAUUGACCUGAGGGAGUAUGGCAAGUGUCGAACAAUACUUGGUAAAUUCCUUAUCCCGUCCAACGUAUCAAUAGAGGAUAAACAGGGUUUGGUCGCAGCCCUUAGUGUGCAGCCUAUAGAUCUAGUGGUCAAACUGGGUGUGGCCGAGUCGUAUUAUCAUGCACAGACAGGUACGGCAGAGCGGCGAUCCUCUGGUAACGCGAGGACUACAGAGGAGGCAUUGGCUCUAACCAAACAGGAGCCACCUAUGGGUGCUAGUCCAUUGGCGAAGGCGUGCUGUGGAGUAUUACUCAUGGCAGCUGCACAAGAGAUGGAGGAUAGUGGUGGUAAUGCUCCCACUGGAUUAGAGGAUCUCCAUCUACAAUUGGCUGAUGCUAUGCAUGAUAAUGGUCAUACCAGGGAGGCGUUGGAGCUGUUAGUUGCUCUAGCACAGCCUGGCAAGGUUAUCGACCCCGUACAUGCUAAGACACUGUGCGGAAGAAUAGGAAAUUACUACUACGCCCUCGGUGAUAUUGAGAGUGCCGGUAUAUACCUAGAAAGAGCAGUGGAGACUAAGGCUAUCAAUGCAGCGAGGUUAUCUCAUGAGGAUGGCGAUAUCACAGCAGCUACUUCACCCCAACAGGAUGACCCUACUGUUCUGGUACAGCUAUCCGAUAUAUGGCGUCGGCUGGGCAGGAGUGCUGAUGCUGAUAGGCUACUAUUAGAGACUUUGAGCUAUGAGGAUUUACUGAUGUGCAGGAGUUUGCCUAGGGCUCAUAGUACUAAGGAGAGGAAGACAGCAUACAACACUUUGAUGGCAAUAUUGGAUAGUGAUGAACUGGAAGUGCAUAGGGAUACAUCUCAGAAGCUGCCAGAAGAUCUACACGAUAAAAGGCUGAAAUUUGCUUCAGCGUGGAUAAGUCUCAUGAGAGAUUGUGAGCUAGAUAAUCAGCGUGCUGUGAGGUAUCGAAGAAGUCAAUAUCCACAAUACUUCAACACGGCUACGCAUCCUGUGAGCCCGAAUAAGAAGAGUGCUCGUGAGGGCGGCGGCUCUACACCUAAGGAACUGCUCAGUGAGGCAACACCUCUUAUUAACUUCGGGAGAGACGAUCCCAAAGCAGUGGCGGAGGCUAAAGCUAAAGAUGGGAUGCCUGCACUGCCUCGUAUAAAGAAGGAGAUGCAACUGCUGGGCAUCGAUGACCUGUUCGGUGAUAAGGCCUUGGUUGACUUCAUUAUCAGAGGCUCCAAUGUAUGCCACCUGGUCGGUAGAGAGCAAGAGGCAGUGGAAAUUAUAGAAACUGUACUACACUCCCGUCGAAAGAGAUGGUCCAGCAGUGGUGGUGCUGAGGCAUCAGAUAAGGCAGGUGGUACUGCCUCAACAAUUGAGGCGGGUGGUGGGACGCAGUCAGGAAGGAGUACUGCUGAUAAUGCCAUCCCUGUCGGUGGUGGUGGAGGGUCCGAGCAUAUAUCCAGGCUAGAGAAGGCCAGCUUCAACCUGGCAAUCAAGGCCCGUAUGAGGAAGGUUGUAUUCAAAUACCUCCGACAAAGAGCUGUGAAUAACGCUCAUGAUAAGGACUACUACACACUAUCACGUACACUAAGCUAUCUAUCCAAACUUAUGUUCUACGAUAUCGCAGCAGGAGAUGAGGAAGCAGGCUUCUCAAUGCACUCGGAUGAGGUGAAGGGCAAAACUACAAUGCGGAAGGGGACCAAACCAGAUCAGCUAGAGUUCAUCGACCAACGAGCAUGGUUGAUAAGACAGGCUAUCAAGUACCCUCAAGUGUAUGAGUAUACUCUCAUACUGGGUCAUCUUAGUACACUAGCCCAAACGCAUCGAUAUAGCGUCAGAGAGUACUACCGAGCCAUGAGGCUACGUCCCAAUGAUCCCUACCCAGCUCUACUUCUCACAGCGUCCCUCACUACAAUGUCUAUAUCACGUGUGACGUACGAUAGACAACUUACCAUCACCAAAGCUUUGGCGGUAUUCCAAUUGUAUGAGAAGCUCCGACUUCAACAGGAGGGAGUAUCAGGCGUGUUGGCCAAGGCUGAAAUAGCUUACAAUCAAGGGAGACUUUGGCAUCAACUCUCUGUCUUCCAUCUAGCUGAUAGGCUCUAUAGACAGGCCUUGAGUAUUAUCCAUGAAGCUGAAAGCAAUGGCAAGAUGUAUUACGAAGUCCAUGAAGUAGAGUAUGUACGCUUAGCAGCUGCAUACAACCUAGCUACACUGCAUGUACAGACUGGUAAUCGUACUAUGGCAGCUAGAGUACUCGUACAUAAUAUAAGGCCUGCUCUACAAUAAUGGUUGCCAUUAUCGUCUAUGCCUCCUUCGUCCUCUUCCCUAUUAUCGAUAUCGACAUUACCAUUAUC